Ixodes scapularis (black-legged tick) is the source of this 1279-nucleotide messenger RNA. RefSeq lists its product as uncharacterized. NCBI's taxonomy places the organism in Eukaryota, Metazoa, Arthropoda, Arachnida, Ixodida, Ixodidae. The coding region runs from base 248 to 1072 and encodes 274 amino acids. The transcript has 4 exons. The record is from RefSeq and is a predicted model, not a curated record.
GUGGCUCCUAGUCACAGUGCCGUGCGGCUGUGUGCAGCGUCGUGAGACGUCGGGGGAAUUCUCGCGACUGCGCUUGUUUAAAUUACCGACAAGACCCGAGGGGGUAGCCCUCAGGAGCCGGCGAGACGCUUCGCCUCUUGAGCUGGCUCUGCUUUCGAGGUGGCGAUCCAGUUCAUAUAACAGCAAAUCCAGUAGCUUGGACCCAGGUGUCCUGCAUUUCGCCUGCAGGAAGGUGGUCACCCUAGACAUGAUCAUUCCCUGUCAUCACAGGACAGCCCGUCGCUUCCCGCCCUUCAAUUUGGGUCGCACCCGCCCGGGGCCAAAACGCAGAGUUCCUGUAUCGGGCAGGAACGUCUGGAUGCAUUGCCUUCCACCUUGCUUUACUGCGACACCUUGUGGGGCGCUCGGCCCACCACACAGCGGCCAAACGGCGACUAGCGGGGGGGCGGCUCCCGGUGCCCACGGCAUAUCCACGGGCUUAAAAGGGAUGGCCUGUGCGGCUGACAGUAGUUGCUGCCCCGAGUCUUGGCCAGGUCGGGAUCCCCGAGUCAUGGAUCAUCACUUCCACCAAGAGUGGGUCCGCCACGCUCUCCAUUUUUGGCGCUUGGCGGCACGCUUCCCGCCGCGCCGCGAGCGUGUCUCCGUCGCAACCUGGACCGUGCUGGUGGAGGACCGUCCGGUGGGCUGGGCCUCAGCGCUACGCUGGAGGGAACAGCCCCGGCCCAAGUGCGGCACGCCCCCGGAGACCGUCCCCGAGCCCUUCCGGGGCAACACUUUGGAGGACCGGCACCCGCACGAGCCCGCGGCUGUAUACAACAAGGCGGAGUGCCGCCUGCUGUGCCCCGUCUGCGGAGUGCCGGAACUGCACCGCCCCACCCACCUGGCGGGCGCCUUGCACCAAGCCCGCGUCGCCGCGGACUGGGCUCGCCGAGCCGCGCCAUCUCCUGCUGCACCUUCGGCAGCCCCCCGCCCGUUGGAAGUCGCAGAGGCCAUCCGAGUGCUCCGCCAACUCCGCCCAGAUCUGCUCCGCGACCCAGCCCACGAGGAGGCCAUCUUAGACCUCGACCUCUAAGGGGGGGGGAGGUGUGGGGCGCUCGGCCCGCCACACGGCGGCCAAACGGCAACUAGGCAACUAGCGGGGGGGCGGCUCCGGGUGCUCACAGCAUACCCACGGGCUUAAAAGGGAUGGCCUGUGCGGCCGACAGUAGUUGCUGCCCCGAGUCUUGGCUAGGUCGGAAUCCCCGAGUCAUGGUAAUAAACCCCGCUUGACCCCAAGGAA